CAAGGAUGGAUGUGUUUACGUUUGGUUACCACUGUUUGAACCAUUUUCACACAAUGGCUCUUUGUUCACAACUUCAGAACCUCUCUUCAUUAAUCUCUCCACACGGCAUCACCACCACAACCACAAAGGCACCAACACGGCGUCAUGUGGUGGUUCAUGCGGCAGCUUCCGACACAACAACCUCCCUUCAAGCUAGUAGCUAUGAAGAAGGAAAGCUGGUAAGACCAAAAUGGACUGGAGAGACUCCUCUCUCUCGCAUGGUUCGAGCUCUUAUAUCUUUCAAGCCUUUAUACUCUAUCCUCAAGCUUGGUGCUAGACAAGUUUUUAUAAGUACAGCUGAGAAAAACAACAUACCUUGGAGGGAAAUGACAAAAGAGAUUUUGGAGUCACAAGUUUAUAAGGAGUUGGAUAGCAUUCAAAACCAAUCUUUAGUCUACCCUGAUUAUUAUUUGAAUCCAUUUCAUGCAUAUGAUGAAGGGAAUCUUACAUGGCUGGCAGCAGCAGAAGCCGAGGCUGCUACUAAGUCAAUGGUAAGACGAGCGAUUCCUACCGCUUCAUCAGUAGAAGAAGCGACGCAGAUAAUGCGUGGCAAUUGGCUUAAUGCAAUUGAACAACAUCAUCUACAGCAUUCACAAACAUCUAUGAUUGGUGACAUUCUAGACAUUGGAUGUUCUGUGGGAGUAAGCUCAAGAUUUCUUGCGGACAAGUUCCCUACGGCCAAUGUCAUUGGGCUAGAUAUGUCACCCUAUUUUCUAGCUGUGGCCCAGCAUAAGGAAAAGAGCGGAACACCUAGAAAAAAUCCUAUAAAAUGGAUACAUGCAAAUGGGGAAGACACGGGCUUGCCUUCUAAAUCAUUUGAUCUUGUGUCUAUUUCUUAUGUGUUUCAUGAAUGUCCUGCAAGAGCCAUAGUGAAUGUAGUAAAGGAAGCAUUCCGUCUCCUUCGACCUGGAGGCACGUUUGCUAUGACAGAUAAUUCGCCAAAGUCAAAGGUCCUACAGGAGUUGUCUCCUGUCCUGUUUACAUUGAUGAAGAGCACAGAACCCUUUCUUGACGAGUACUACUUGACCGAUAUGGAUGAAACACUGAGGGAAGCUGGUUUUGUGAACAUAAAAUCAAUUCUUACCGACCCUAGGCACGUAACUUUAACGGCUACUGUGCCUCAAUGAAACAUCUUGGGAUUUUGUUUCCUUUAAAACUUUUUGGAAUACACAAACAACUUUAAGUUUAAUGAAAGGUUUUACUUGUUAGGAAGCUUUAUUUGGUUGUUUUUUGCUUUGUUCUUUGGUUAGCUUGAAUGGUGUAUGAUCAAGAAUAAUAGAUUAGGAAUGAUGUUUAAGAAGGAUAAGCAAACGUACAUAAUAAGAUAAUACUGUACUUCCGAAUGUUAGAAUGGAUGUGCAUCUUAAGGGGACAACAAAAUAUUCUUUGUCUGUCUUACGUUAAAAGCUUUAAA
This is a messenger RNA of Medicago truncatula (barrel medic), 1453 nucleotides long. RefSeq lists its product as uncharacterized. NCBI's taxonomy places the organism in Eukaryota, Viridiplantae, Streptophyta, Magnoliopsida, Fabales, Fabaceae. Gene Ontology annotation, molecular function: methyltransferase activity. The record is from RefSeq and is a predicted model, not a curated record. The coding region runs from base 6 to 1166 and encodes 386 amino acids. The transcript is spliced from 8 exons.